AGCCUUUGUAAGUACUGCAGAUUCCAGAACUACCUAAUAUGCCUCGCGACACCUCAGCCUCACCGAGAAGGCGGUCCCACAACAGAGAAGAAGACCGUUCUGGAAGAAGAGGAAAGAAAGACUACCCCAGACCUGACCGUGAGCAUGACUACGACCAUGAGCGUGAUUCAGGCAGGCGAAGGGAUAAAGAUGACGACGAUAGACGUGCCAGACAUGACAAUUACCGUAGAAGAGACGAUCGUCGCGACCGUGAUCGCGAUUCUAGAAGGCCUGACCGCGGACGGGACAGAGAAGGCCAAGAUGACCACGACCGGCCCAGCAGGCAUCGAAGUAGAGACCUUGCAGUCUCAUCUCGUCGCUCUGCAUCCCCGAAACCUCCAUCUUCUAUCCAACCCGCCGCUCGCCCACGCUCUAGUUCUCGGUCCCAGUCCCGUCCGCCUGUCGACAAGGCCAAACCCAACUUCGCUAAUUCCGGGUUGCUAGCUGCAGAAACAAAUGCUGUCAAGUUGACUGAUGGUACGAGCACAAUCCUAAAAUAUAACGAACCUCCGGAAGCAAGAAAGCCCACUCUGGGUUGGAGGCUGUAUGUGUUCAAAGGAAGCGAGCAAGUUGAAUUGCUCCAUAUACAUCGCCAAAGCGCGUAUCUAAUAGGACGUGAUCGUACUGUCACUGAUAUUUUCAUUGAACAUCCUUCCUGCUCGAAGCAGCAUGCUGUGAUCCAGCAUCGCCAGGUAACGGAGAAAGAUGAAUUCGGCGCCUCAAAACCGAAGAACAAGCCUUUCAUUAUCGACCUCGAGUCGACAAAUAGCACACAUGUCAACGAUGAGGCCAUUCCGACAUCACGGUUCUACGAACUCAGAGCGGGCGAUGUCAUAAAAUUUGGAUUAUCAAAUCGGGAAUAUGUCCUUUUGCAUGACGAUGCAACCUAAGGUACCUAUGGCUAGCAACGCGAUUUCAGGCAGUAUACAGAAUGUUAGAUCAUGGUACAUUGGCUUGUAACUUACUUCUUGCGAGAUUCUCUCCGAACUCACUUGCUUUUAGACUAUUUGGCAUUAGGUGUGAGGGAUUGAACUCUAUUUUUUCAGAAUCAUUAAUCGAUCGCACCCCUUGGUUUGC
Suillus clintonianus is the source of this 1116-nucleotide messenger RNA. RefSeq names its product smad nuclear interacting protein 1. Bases 39 to 929 code for a protein of 296 amino acids. Gene Ontology annotation, molecular function: protein binding; mRNA binding. NCBI's taxonomy places the organism in Eukaryota, Fungi, Basidiomycota, Agaricomycetes, Boletales, Suillaceae. The record is from RefSeq and is a predicted model, not a curated record. The transcript has 5 exons. Gene Ontology annotation, cellular component: nucleus. Gene Ontology annotation, biological process: maintenance of RNA location; mRNA splicing, via spliceosome.